AUGAUUCUCUUCCCAAGCCAUAUAUUCCUCCGAUUACUCAUCGCCAUUUCCGUCUUUUCCAUUGCUGUCUCCGCUCUCGAAUGUAUUCAAUGUGCACCGAACAGCGCGUGGUAUUCGGAACAAGAGGAAGAGAGAAGAAUCGAAGCGUGUCGUCAAGGACUGGUCGCCCCAUCAAAAUGUCUCAACUCUACUCACACCCACUGUAUUGUCAACUGGUAUCGAACCGGCGGAAGUUCCGAGAGAAUUGUGACGAAAAGACAUUGUGGAAUGGAAUCUGAUGUAACGGGAUGUACACUUUAUAACUCGAAAAUCAGCAGAAAGGUUAGACGUCAUCUUCUCAGCCGAGACGUCUCUCACGAUCGUAAGGAAUCGGUGGCUUCGUUUGUUGAGGUGUGCUCCACUUCGUGCCCUGUCGGAGAAUGCGUCAACUCGUCGAACCUCCGUGGCAGCAUCAUCUUCCCAAUCAUCUUCGCCACCAUCUACCGUAUCCUACAGUAA
Molecule: messenger RNA, 498 nt
Organism: Caenorhabditis remanei
Lineage: Eukaryota; Metazoa; Nematoda; Chromadorea; Rhabditida; Rhabditidae
Exons: 6
Coding region: 1-498 (165 amino acids)
Source: RefSeq, a predicted model, not a curated record